CGCCUUUAUUAUUUUCUUUCUUUCGGUCAAAAACUCAAUCUUUCUUGGUUCUCCGCUUCCAAAUCUAAUCCCUCUCUCGAUCCCCUCAUGGGAGGAGUAGAGCAGUCCGUAUCCUGCUAGGGUUUCGAGUUUAUAAAGGCCCUUGGGCUCCCAGAUCCGCCCAAUUUCAGCGAGAACUAGGGUUUGGAAGCUAGGGUUUCGUCAAAGUUUCAAUCUUUUCCCUCCUUUUUCGAUGUCGUGCUCGGGAUUGGACGAUGUCUUUCUCUCUACUUCCCUUGCGAGCUAUCUUGACAAGAAGCUUCUUGUCUUGCUAAGAGAUGGCCGAAAACUCUUGGGGAUUCUGCGAUCUUUUGAUCAAUUUGCAAAUGCUGUUCUUGAAGGUGCCUGUGAAAGAGUUAUAGUAGGAGAUCUAUAUUGUGAUAUCCCUCUUGGGCUGUAUGUGAUUCGGGGGGAAAAUGUCGUCCUGAUUGGAGAACUGGACUUGGAGAAAGAGGAACUUCCUGCUCACAUGAUUAGUGUUUCUGUUGCGGAGAUUAAAAAGGCACAGAAGGCUGAAAGAGAUGCCACAGAUUUGAAAGGUUCCAUGAGAAAGCGAAUGGAGUUCCUUGAUUUCGACUGAGUUAACUUACGCCAUCUCAUCCGCAGGCUUUUGCAAGCCUACUUUUUUUCACCAAUGGCUUCUAGAUCUGCUGGUUGAGAUCAAUGCGUUUCUGUUAUUCUGUAAUUUUAGGUUUUGGAAUAAGGAUAUGCUAUUCUCAUAAUUGUACUUCAAGCUUUUCUAUUUAUUGCGGAGGGUUUCUGAUAUUUAAGUGUAUGUUAAGCUGAAAUUAAAAUGCCAUUUCGAAUUAGGGAGUAACCUCGAUGUUUUGUUUAA
Molecule: messenger RNA, 874 nt
Organism: Asparagus officinalis (garden asparagus)
Lineage: Eukaryota; Viridiplantae; Streptophyta; Magnoliopsida; Asparagales; Asparagaceae
Product: sm-like protein LSM1B
Exons: 5
Coding region: 233-619 (128 amino acids)
Biological process (GO): deadenylation-dependent decapping of nuclear-transcribed mRNA
Cellular component (GO): P-body; Lsm1-7-Pat1 complex
Molecular function (GO): RNA cap binding
Source: RefSeq, a predicted model, not a curated record